Messenger RNA from Arabidopsis arenosa, 4678 nucleotides. The record is from the annotation of a GenBank genome assembly. NCBI's taxonomy places the organism in Eukaryota, Viridiplantae, Streptophyta, Magnoliopsida, Brassicales, Brassicaceae.
CUUCAAAGCUCCCAUUAAAACCUAUUAAGAAAAAUAUAUAGAGAGAGAUAUGGACGGUGGUGGAGGUUGUUGCAUAGCCAGAUAUGGCGUUUACGGUGGUCGUUAUGGUCUCUCCAAAGCGGAUCGAAUCAUGCUUCGAUUCCGUCCCAUUGCUCCUAAACCAGCCAGCGACGGCGGCGGAAGUAUCUCUCCCGUCACCGGAAAGUACGGCUCCCCCACAACUACAAGCGGUGGAAGCUCCGAUGUUUCCGGUAAAUCUGGGAGAGGAAAGAGGAAGUACCAGAAAGAUAGUACCGGUGGUAACUCCCGAAGGUGCAAUAAGAAGAAGAGAGAUCUCGGUGGAGACGCUACUACUACCACGGCGGUUACAUUGUCUCUUUUACCAGAGACCCCUGAUAAACGACUUUUUCCAGAUCUGAAUGCUUUUCCGGUGGAAAAACAGAAGCGAAGCGGUCCAUUGUGGCUGAGUUUCACCGGCGGUAGUGAGAUGUUAACGCCGCCGUGCAAGACGGCGGAGAUAUGCCGAAGGACGGUGGUUGUUUCUUCGUGUGUGACGGUUGAACGUGUGACUGACGCAUGGAUCGACGGUUAUGGAUUAGGGAAGACAAAUGAGGAGAGGAAGAUGAAUCUUGUGAAAGACACGUGUCCUGGUUUUAUAUCGGACGGUGUAGGGAGAGUCACGUGGACCAAUGAGGCGUAUAAGAAGAUGGCUAGAGAAGAUAUUAAUAUUCCGAUGGAGGAAGUUGUACCGGAGGAGAUGAGUUACGAUAAUUUUCACGUGAUCGUACGGUUAGUGAUGAAGGAGAGGCCGAUGCUAACGUACCCAGCUUUCACAUGCAGAGUGAGAUUACAGUACACGUGUCAAGAUCGAGAAAGAGGUUCCGUCACGGUGCCUUGUGACGUGUGGAGAAUGGACGGCGGUGGUUUUGCGUGGAGGCUUGACGUUAAGGCAGCUUUGUGCUUUAAAUUGAUGGGCAAAGCGCGGAAACACUCUAGAGGGAGAUCAUCAGGCUUUGUUCCUGAUUACAUGCAAGCUGUUGAGACCAUUGAGCCUGAUGAAUUUGUUUACUCAGGGAGGAUUGAUUCUGUGAUGAAACAUUCUGAGGCGUCUCCUCCACUGAAAAGGAGACGUUUUGGUUUGAAUGGAGAUAGCAAUGGCGUUUCUAAAGAGGUUUUGUCUUUGUCAAAGAUGUCGAGGUCUGAGAGAAAGAAUUUAGUUCACAAGUUGAAGAUGGAGCUUCAACAGGUCAGGGACCUUAGUAAGAAGAUUGCAUCUUUCAGUUCAGACACUGUUCUGUUGUCGCCAUACAAUGAUAUUCAUAGCUGCAGUGAUGGGCCUAGGAGGCCGCCACCAGAAAACUUUGCUACAUUUGUUGGGUCACAGGGCAAAAAGCGCCCUCCUGUGCGCAAUGAUAAGCAGCGGACUAAGAAAGGUCCAUCUCGAUUAAAUGUCCCAACAAUUUCUACUGUUGCUUCAGUGAUGAAGGAGUGUGAGACGUUACUCAAUCGUCUAUGGUCACAUAAGUUGGGGUGGGCAUUUCGUACUCCAGUUGAUCCAGUGAUGUUGAAUAUUCCAGACUAUUUUACUGUGAUUAAGCACCCAAUGGAUCUUGGAACGAUACGAAGCAGACUGCGUAAAGGUGAAUACUCUAGUCCUUUGGAGUUCGCAGCAGAUGUGCGUCUUACAUUUUCAAAUUCUAUAGCUUACAAUCCACCAGGAAAUCAGUUCCAUACUAUGGCUCAAGGUAUCAGUAAAUAUUUUGAAUCGGGAUGGAAAAGUAUAGAGAAAAAAAUGCCUGUGACUAAACCACCAGUCAUUCCCCUAACCAGUUCUGCUUCUCUGGAGUCUGAAAUCCCUUUUGAAGUAGCACCGUUGAGAAAUAAAUCAGCUGCAAUGAACGAGAGCAAGCUGAGGGUGGAACCUGCUAAGUUGGUCAUGACAGAUGAUGAGAAGAAAAAAUUAAGCCUGGAUCUGAUGGCGUUAGAAGAAGAGUUCCCACAAAACAUAAGUGAUCUCCUGAGAGAGCAAAGUGGCAGUGAUGGUCAAUCUGGAGAAGUUGAGAUUGAGAUAGAUAUAGAAACGCUUUCUGAUGAAGUCUUGUUCAUGGUUCGGAAACUCCUGGAUGACUAUUUAAGGGAGAAAAAGAAAUCCCUGGAAAAGAGCGAACCUUGUGAGAUGGAGAUUGUUCAUGACUCUGGAUUCAGUAAUUCCCCUCUGCAGGCUAGUAAAGGUGAUCUGCAAAUUGACGAGGAUGUGGACAUAGUUGGUGGGAAUGACCCUUCGGUCUCAAGCCAUCCUCCUCUUAAGAUAGAAAAAGAUGCUGCAUGUAGAAAUAAUGAAAGCAGCAGUUCGAGUAGCUCUAGUAGUGAAUCAGGCUCUUCAUCUAGUGAUUCUGAUUCUUGUAGUUCCUCUGGGAGUGAAACAGAUUCCAUUAAAGCUUCAAAACCUACAAGUAGAGAGGAUAAAAAGGAACCAGGAAUUGGUAUAAACAAAAAGGAGGAUGAUAGCAACAGUGAGAAGAUAAUUGUAAAUGAUUCUUUGAAUGAAUUGGGUCAACUCGAGCAUGCUGUUGGGGAAACGUCGACCACCAUGGAUGCAGUAGUUGUCGUUCCAGAUGAGGAGGCUGCUCCACCUGAGAGGCAAAUUUCCCCUGAUAAGCGUUACCGUGCGGCUUUCUUGAAGAAUCGUUUUGCCGAUACCAUCAUGAAAGCUCGAGAGAAGGCUCUUACUAAGGGUGAAAAAGGGGAUCCUGAAAAAUUGAGGAUAGAAAGAGAGGAGUUUGAAAAACGGCUAAGGGAAGAAAAAGUACGGUUACAAGCCGAGGCCAAAGCAGCUGAAGAGGCUAGGAGAAAAGCCAAAGCAGAAGCCGCAGAAAAAACGAGGAGGGAAAGAGAGCAAGAGAGAGAAGCUGCACGUCAAGCUUUACAAAAGAUGGAAAAGACAGUGGAGAUAAACGAGGGCAUACGGUUUAUGGAAGACCUCCAGAUGCUUAGAGCUACAGGUGCCGAGGGUGAUCAAUUACCGACUUCCAUGGAAGAGAUGAGUCCCAAGUGUAGUGAGGAUAUAUUGGGUAGUUUCAAGAUGGAAAGCAACAGUAAUCCAUUAGAACAUCUAGGUCUGUAUAUGAAAAUGGAUGAGGAGGAGGAUGAGGAUGAAGAAGAAGACCCGCCACACUUUAGCCAAAGAGAAGUAGAAGACCAUCCCUUAGAUGGAAGUGAAAAACAGGAACAUAGUCCUCACAGAGAGGGAGAGGACCAACACGUUAGCGGAAAUGAAGAGCCGGCGAGCCAAAAGGCACAUGAUAGUGGGAACCAAGAAGAUGAAAGACCCAUCAACCCAAAUGAAAGAGAAAACCAACUGGAGAAUAUGCCAGAGCAAGAAAGUGGAGUUGACAAGGAAGAGCAAGAAACUGAAGUUAUCGAGAUGAGAGAGCAAGAAAAGGAAGUUGUUGACAUGGGAGUGGAAGAAGUACGUCCCCUUGACAGAAGUGAAGGACAUACACUUAGUCCUCACAGAAAAGAGAGAGGGGACCAACUUGUUAGCGGAAAUGAAGACUCAGUAAGCGAAAAGGCACAAGAUCAUGGGAACCAAAGAGAUGAAAACCCCAUCAAUCAAAGCGAGAGAGAAGAACAAGUGGAGAAUGUGUUAGAGCAAGAAAGUAGAGUUGAUGACAAGGAAGAGCGAGAAACUGAAGUUGUUGACAUUGGGGAGCAAGAACCUGAAGUUGUCGAAAUGGGAGAGCAAGAAAAUGAAGUUGUUGACAAGGGAGUAGAAGAAGAACUUGCCGUUGACAGAAGUGAAGGACAAACACUUAGUCCUCACAGAGAAGAGGGAGAGGACCAACUCUUUAGUGGAAAUAAAGAACUGAAAAUGGUGGGAGCGACUGUGGUUAGUAAAUGGACUCUCUGUGCUACUUCGCCGUCGGUAAGAAACUCGGCAAGUCUCAAUCCACACUGCUCUCCGGCCAGGGUUAACCUACGCACAGAGUUGGCCGCAUUUCGUCCGCAGUUCCGCCUCUUCUCGCGCGAUUCAUCAUCUCGCCGCCGUCUUCGCGCUUCCAGCUCCGCCGAAUCGGGAAUCUUCCUCCCUCACCUUGUAGCUUCUAUGGAGGAAGUUGAGGAGACUUACAUUAUGGUGAAACCUGAUGGCAUACAACGAGGCCUUGUAGGAGAAAUCAUCUCUCGCUUUGAGAAGAAGGGAUUUAAAUUGAUUGGGCUCAAGAUGUUUCAGUGUCCAAAAGAUUUGGCUGAGGAGCAUUACAAGGAUCUUAGUGCUAAAUCAUUCUUUCCUAACCUGAUUGAGUACAUCACUUCAGGCCCAGUUGUGUGUAUGGCUUGGGAAGGUGUUGGUGUUGUUGCUUCAGCCAGGAAGCUAAUAGGGAAAACAGAUCCUCUUCAAGCUGAACCUGGUACUAUAAGAGGAGAUCUCGCUGUGCAAACCGGAAGGAACAUUGUGCAUGGUAGUGAUAGUCCUGAAAACGGCAAGCGUGAGAUUGGUCUGUGGUUCAAAGAAGGCGAACUAUGCGAGUGGAAUUCGGCUCUGGCUACAUGGCUAAGGGAGUGAUCAUUGAAAAGACCUUUUCAAUUAUAAUGGACUUCUUACUUGUUUUCUUGUUACUGAUGAUGAGCUUUGGUGUUUAGUUCCUGAUUUUGGCGGUAAUAUAAAAACUGCCAAUUU